UCACCUAAACAGAUACAAGGGUUUGCUUUUCCGCUCCAUCGGCCUCUCUUCCUUUCACUUCUCUUCUUUUCUCUCUCGCAGAAGAGAGAGAACCCAGAAGCCGCUCUCUCUAAAAAUCUCUCUAUCUGAUAUCUGUUUCUUCUGAUUCAGCGUCUCGGGCAGCUGAAUCUUCUCGCUUUUCAAGUUCUUAAUCGGGCGGCUGAGAUUGUUUUCCAUUUUCAUCUGAGCGAAAGAUCCGAGGUAUGCAGCAGGGUGAUCAGACGGUGCUGAGCUUGAGACCUGGUGGUGGCCGCCCCGGCAGACUCCUUGGUCCUUCUUCUUCAUCCUCUUCCAAUUCUGCCACUUCUUUCGGUUCUUUUUCCUCCGAUCUUCCCCUCCUCCGUCCCCAUGGCGGCGCUUCUCCUUCUUUCUCUCUGAAGAGUGGAGACUUGAGGUUUGAGGGUCGUGAGCGUGUGCGGUACACCCGUGAUCAGCUGUUGCAGCUUAGAGAGGCUGUUGAAGUCCCUGAUGAUGUUCUAAAGAUCAAACGAGAAAUCGAAGCUGAGUUUUUUGGUGAAGAACAAAAUUGGGGUCGUGGAGAAACCAAUUCCCCUCAGAAUCCUCAGAGCCGUUCUUCUGAGCCAGAUAAUCGUGACUGGCGUGUUCGAUCUGCACAGUUUCCUACCUCUGGAGAGAGCAGGGAAUUUGGUGGCCGAUUUGACUCCAGACUGCAGGAAGACAAUCAAUUUAACCGCCAAGACCAACUCAACUCUCAAUUUGGGAGGGCCCAGAUCUCUUCCAACCAAGGGGGAGGACCUGCUCCUGCUUUAGUCAAGGCUGAGGUGCCAUGGUCAGUAAGAAGGGGAAGUCUUUCUGAGAAGGAUCGGGUCUUGAAGACUGUAAAGGGAAUUUUGAACAAACUUACCCCUGAGAAGUUUGAUCUGCUCAAGGGUCAGCUCAUUGACUCCGGCAUUACAUCAGCUGAUAUCUUGCAGGAGGUUAUUUCGUUAAUAUUUGAGAAAGCUGUGCUGGAACCCACAUUUUGUCCUAUGUAUGCACUUCUGUGUUCUGAUCUUAAUGAAAAGCUUCCACCAUUCCCAUCUAAUGAACCUGGUGGUAGAGAAAUUACGUUCAAGCGAGUCCUCUUGGAUAAUUGCCAGGAGGCUUUUGAAAAUGCUGGCAAAUUGAGGGAAGAAGUGAGGCAGAUGACUGCACCUGAGCAAGAGAUGGAACGGAGGGAUAAAGAGAGAUUGAUCAAACUUCGGACUCUUGGAAACAUCCGUUUAAUUGGAGAGCUCCUGAAGCAGAAGAUGGUACCUGAAAGGAUUGUCCACCACAUUGUUCAGGAGCUUCUAGGACCACCUGGUAGCAAGUCCUGUCCUGCUGAGGAAAAUGUGGAAGCCAUAUGUCAGUUCUUCAACACCAUUGGUAAGCAGCUUGAUGAGGGUGCAAGAUCACGGCGCAUUAAUGACAUAUACUUCAGCCAAUUGAAGGAACUGAGCACAAACCCACAGCUGGUCCCACGCCUGAGGUUCAUGCUUCGUGAUGUUCUUGAUUUGAGAGCAAACAAUUGGGUCCCCAGGCGUGAAGAGGUAAAAGCGAAGACCAUCACUGAAAUACAUUCCGAAGCGGAGAAAAAUCUUGGAUUGCGUCCUGGUGCUACUGCAAGCAUGCGGAAUAGUCGUGGUAUUAUUUCUGGUGCUCAAGGGAAUACCAGCCCUGGGGGUUUCCCCAUAACCCGACCUGGUUCUGGGGGUUUGAUGCCUGGAAUGCCAGGAACCAGGAAGAUGCCUGGGAUGCCUGGAUUUGAUAAUGACAAUUGGGAGGUACCUCGCAACCGUUCAAUGUCGAGGGGUGAUGCUUCAGUUUUGCAGCCUGCUGGACGUGGUCAGUCACCAGUAAUUGGGAAGGCGGCACUGAACACAAGGCUGUUACCUCAGGGUAGUGGCGGCUUUAUAAGUGGGAAGACCAGUGCCCUAUUGCAGGGCAGUGGGCCCCUUCCUGCUCGUCCUCCCAACUUUGGUUUGGGUGCUGAUGAGCCUGCACCCCAGGUCCCUGUACCUGCUAAACCUGUUCCUGCUGCAUCUACACUUCCACUCGCUGAGAAGCCACUGGCUCCAGCUGCAAGGUUGAAUGUGGAUGAUCUUCAGAGAAAAACAAUCUCUCUUCUGGAGGAAUAUUUCAGCAUCCGGCUUUUGGAUGAAGCAUUACAAUGUGUGGAGGAACUAAAGUCUCCAGUGUACCAUCCCGAAGUUGUCAAGGAAGCGAUCUCCCUUGGACUAGAGAAAAGUCCUCCAUGUGUUGAAGCAGUCGCCAAGCUUCUGGAGUAUUUGCUUGCUAGGAAGGUUAUCACAGCUAGAGAUAUAGGGACUGGAUGUUUGCACUAUGGUUUAAUGUUGGAUGAUAUUGGCAUAGACUUACCUAAAGCACCAAAUAAUUUUGGUGAAAUUAUUGGGAAUUUAGUUUUGGCUGGGGGAUUAGAUUUCAAGGUGGUGAAGGAGGUUCUUAAGAAGGUAGAAGAUGAUCGGUUUCAGAAGGCUGUUUUUGAAGCAGCUGUCCGAGUUGUUAGUUCCUCUCCGGCUGGGCGCAGUGUGUUGCACUCACAAGCAUCUGAUAUUGAGGCUUGCCGGAGUUUGUUCCAGUAAGCCUAAUAUAGAACUAGACAUACUUCUGAAUGAGGAGAGCAAUUUGCCCUACAAUAUGUGAUAAGGUGGAGCUGCAAAAGCAGGUAUUUUUAUCAAGUUGUAUAUUUUUUUUUUUUUCCCGAGGUCAUAGCAGUGUGUUGUUGAGGAAAGAAAUCAAACCAUAAAUGCCAUGGAUGUUGUUCUCGAGUUUGGCUAAUCAUGUGCCUCCACAUAGCUCGAGAAGAGUGGCCCUUUAAGGGUUCCAGUUGUUUUGUAUUCGAUUAGUUUUUUCCAAUCAAUUUUUUAUUGUCUUGACUGAGUAA
Messenger RNA from Carya illinoinensis, 2926 nucleotides. Its product is annotated as eukaryotic translation initiation factor-like. The transcript has 9 exons. Lineage: Eukaryota; Viridiplantae; Streptophyta; Magnoliopsida; Fagales; Juglandaceae. The record is from RefSeq and is a predicted model, not a curated record. Gene Ontology annotation, cellular component: eukaryotic translation initiation factor 4F complex. Gene Ontology annotation, molecular function: translation initiation factor activity; protein binding; mRNA binding. The coding region runs from base 243 to 2624 and encodes 793 amino acids.